This is a messenger RNA of Caenorhabditis remanei, 1197 nucleotides long. RefSeq lists its product as uncharacterized. The record is from RefSeq and is a predicted model, not a curated record. The transcript is spliced from 9 exons. NCBI's taxonomy places the organism in Eukaryota, Metazoa, Nematoda, Chromadorea, Rhabditida, Rhabditidae. Bases 1 to 1197 code for a protein of 398 amino acids. Gene Ontology annotation, molecular function: oxygen binding; heme binding.
AUGAACGAAUCGAAGACGAGUGGAAUUGGAAAGAUGUAUGAGGAAUUCAAGAUUACACAGCUUGUGAAUGAGACAUUGACUACAGUAAUCGAAAAUGUUCAGAUUAAUCAUGACAAAAUAUCUACAAAAGCAAAACCUAGACCUCUGAGUGCAAUUCAUGAAGAAAUUCGGGAGUAUGAUCAGUUGAGCAGAGAACUUGAGAAAGAAUAUCGAAAAAGUAUGCGAAUUGUUGAUGAUGACUUUGAGUUGGCGAGGACCCAUUGGAUUCAAUUACAGAAAUCGAAUAAACAGGGUUUGGCAAUUCGGGGUUGUUUCCUAACAAUGCUCGAGAAAUUUCCACAAGUCAGACCGAUUUGGGGAUUUGGAAAACGGAUUGAAGGACGAGUCGAGGAGACGUGGAAACCAGAAAUUGUUGAGGACUUCUAUUUCAGACACCAUUGUGCAUCACUUCAAGCCGCGUUGAAUAUGAUAAUUCAAAAUAAGGAUGAUAGAAAUGGAAUGAGACGAAUGCUGAAUGAAAUGGGGGCUCAUCAUUUCUUCUAUGACGCGUGUGAACCUCACUUUGAAGUAUUUCAAGAAUGUCUUCUGGAAUCAAUGAGACUUGUUUUGAAUGGAGGAGACUCUUUGGAUGAUGAAAUCGAGCAAUCCUGGAUUUGUCUUCUCCAAACAAUCCGUCUCCAUAUGGGAGAAGGUGUUGAAAUCCAGAGAGCCAACUAUUUAUCGCAAUGUUUGAUUCCAAAAGAAAUGGAAGAAGUCAGAGAUAAUUGGAGUAAAAUUGAGAGUUAUGGAUUCAGGAAAGCUGGAAUUUUAUUGUGUGAAUCUGCAUUCGAGAGUUAUUCAAUUCUUCUGAAAAUGCACAAUCUCUCUAUGACGCUUCCAAUUGAAGCAAAUAAGACAAGUGAGAGUUUUGUAGCACUCUCGGAUCAGAUUAUGAAGGCUCUCGACAAGACUAUAAAAUCGUAUACUCCAGAAGAAGGAUUUGCGAAUUUAAUUCUAGAAAUUCGAGAUUUUGUCAUAAAGUUUCUUGUGGUUGAAGUGUGCCCACCACUAAUUCGGAAGUCAUUUAUAGAUGGUAUGAUCCACAUGCUGUGCAAAAUUCUCAACAUCAAACACGUCAAAGAAGACUUUUUGCAUGUUUGGAAGAAAGUCUACCGAGUUAUGGAACAAUCAAUGAUAGCUAAUAUUGUCGAAUACUAA